Molecule: messenger RNA, 695 nt
Organism: Asterias rubens (European starfish)
Lineage: Eukaryota; Metazoa; Echinodermata; Asteroidea; Forcipulatida; Asteriidae
Product: mitochondrial import receptor subunit TOM22 homolog
Exons: 3
Coding region: 104-481 (125 amino acids)
Biological process (GO): intracellular protein transport
Cellular component (GO): mitochondrial outer membrane
Source: RefSeq, a predicted model, not a curated record
CACGAUAUCACACAUGUGUGGGUCAUUCUCCGGUCGUCAUCUUGGUCGGUAAGAUUUUUUUCUAAAAAACUAAAAAACAUUGUUUAAACCAUUCUACAACAAAAUGGCAGAAGCUGACAAGACUCUAAAGGCAAUAGAGCCCAUUGAAGAGGAGUUUGAAGAUGAGACCCUUGCAGAGAGGCUUUGGGGCCUGACAGAAAUGUUCCCGCCGAGUGUGUGCAACGGCGUCUCAAUGUUAACCAGUGCAUCACUGAAAGGCGUUCAGGUGUCGUACAACUUCAGUCGAAGCGCCCUCUGGAUUGGCACCACAACAUUCAUGGUCCUCAUACUACCCGUGAUCUUUGAAACAGAGAUGGCACAGAUGGAGCAAGCCCAGCUGCAGAAACAAAGACAGAUUCUGCUUGGGCCCAGUGCUGCUCUAUCGGGCUCCAGCGGUAUACCAGGAGGCUUGACCCCACCCAUCCCAGGAAUGCCAAGAUAAAAAAAAUACCUGUUGUUAGAAACUUGGAUCUAUAUUUAAUUAUUAUUUUACAUUCUAGUCGGUGGAGUGGAUGUUGUACAUUAAAAGGCAGUCUAAUUGAGUUUUCUUUUAUGUGUUGAGAUUAUGUUUCUCAAUUCAGACCUGGGGUGGAUUUCACAAAGAGUUAGGACUAGUCUUAUCUCGAGUUAGGACGAGUUACUCGUCCUAACUUAGG